Molecule: messenger RNA, 941 nt
Organism: Helianthus annuus (common sunflower)
Lineage: Eukaryota; Viridiplantae; Streptophyta; Magnoliopsida; Asterales; Asteraceae
Product: remorin 4.2
Exons: 2
Coding region: 53-745 (230 amino acids)
Source: RefSeq, a predicted model, not a curated record
UACAUCUAUAUCUAUAUUGCAUCAUAGUGUAUCUAUCUUCACUCACAUUCAAAUGUCUAAUUAUCAAGGGGUUGCUAGGGAAGAUCCAAAUGUUAAUGAUAAUGAAACUCUUAUGAGAGACAUACACGCCUUAACCCCGUCAUCCAUCCUUCCUCCACCGGUUCACCAUCCAUUACAAUCAUACUUAUCCAUGGCUACAAGUGAUCAUGCGUCUCGUGAUGAUUUUUCAGUUACGAGUUUCAAUAAUAGUACUUUGGUGGUGGCGGGAUCAGUGGUAGAGACUGUUGGAGUCGAAAAUGAUGACCGUGUGAUCAUUGGAGGAGGAUAUGAUCGAGUUGAUGGUGUGUUGCAUCCUUCUUUGUCUAGUAGCAAUGUGAGGGAGGUGGGGGUGCCAGUGACAAGUGUGAAGAAAGAGGAGGUUGAAUCGAAGAUAAGUGCAUGGAAGAACGCUAAGAUCGCAGAGAUUACAAAUAGAUUCAAGUGUGAAGAUGCGAUCAUUAAAGGGUGGGAGAGCGAGCAAGUUCAGAAGGCGACUUUAAAGAUGAAGCAAGCCGAAAGGAAACUAGAGGAGAAGAAAGCGAGAGCGAUGGAAAAGAUGGAAAACGAGAUAGCUAAAGCGCACCGCAAAGCCGAGGAAAGGAGAGCAUCGGCUGAGUCAAUUAGGGGAACCAAGACGGCUAGGGUUCUUGAAGUGGCUAACUUGAUGAAAGUUGUUGGAAGAGCUCCUGUUAAGAGCUUCUUUUAGGACUAUAAUUAUUGAUUUUAAAAGGGUUUGCUUGAAAGUGUGUUAUAAGGACCCAAACCAAGCUUCUUCACUUUUUUGAGUUGAGGGUGCCCUAUAUGAAUUGGGCUAUUUGUAGUUCUGUCUUGUAAAUUAACUUGGGUGUGUCUAAAUGUUUCUGUUAAUGUUUUAUAUAAAAGAUGGUUCCUUUAUUCUAUUU